AGAAAAUUGUGCAACUUAAUUCAACUAAUUCAUGCAAUUCUAAUCAUUUGCCAUAUGGCAGAUAUACAUUUGCGUCGACGAGGAGACCCGCCUCGCCAGUCGCUGCUGCUGUCAUGACCACUACAGUAUUAGUAUAAAUUGAGGCGCCAGUAAGAUAUGAGUUAGCCCAGUGUCCGGGACAACAUUCCGUACUUGGCUUGCGCGCUUCUUUCAAGCCUUAGUCUACAUUCGUUGGCCAAUAAAGUGGAUUACUAACUGCAGAAAUGUCGGAGACUGUCAAGCCACUAACUUCAUUUUUCAUCGAGGACAUCUUGUCCAUUAAAGAAAAGACACGGCUAAACGUAAGGUGCUCUUCUUCACACAAGUCCAAGGAGGGAUACGCUCAAUGGAAUAACCAACAGCACGAUCAGGUAUCACAGUCAGCGGAACUUUGCGCAAAGCAUACCGCAUUUGGAGCGCGGAAAGAUUCCAUUGCCAGCUCUAGUUCCAGUAUCCCAGAUGCUAUGAAAAGUUUUACAUCAGCGGGCAAACAGAAACGCUCGCGCGCUGCCUUUUCGCAUCUGCAAGUGCUAGAACUGGAGACUAAAUUUAACCACCAGAAGUACCUGUCCGCUCCUGAAAGAGCCAAUCUUGCUAACACGUUGAGAUUGACGGAGACGCAAAUUAAAAUCUGGUUUCAGAACAGAAGAUACAAAACCAAACGCAAGCAGCAAGCUACGGAGUACUGUAAGAAUUUAUUUCAAAAGUCAGAAGGACUAAAUACAGAGGACGAUUUAGUCAGAGCAUCACUUCUCACCACGUUGUACAAAACAUAUCAAUUCCGACCAUAUGUGUAUGACUUUAAUCGCACAUGGACACCAACACUGUGGUGAACAUUAAAUCUACUGGAUAAUAUUAAUGUCAAUAUGGUCACUAUUCCUUAUGAGGGAGCAUGUUAAGCUAAUUAUGUAACAUAGGUAUUUGAUCUACUUUUCUAUGGCUAUACACUGUAACCUACCUAUGUCAUAAACUGUCAGCUGUCAUUUUCUUAUUUGUAGCCUAUACCUCUAUAAGUAUGUUAUCACGGCAAAAAUAAUUAUUUAUUAGUUUUUUUCCUGAAAAUGUAUGUUGCAAGAAAAUAAAGAGUGACUGAUUUGAAGUUGAGACUAAGUAAUUCAAAUGAUAUUGCAGUGUCAAGGUCUAUGAAAAGUUUUGCCAGCUGUAGUAAUAGAAAUCGUGCUAAAUUUGUCAGUACCCAUGCAGCUCACCAUUUCAUUUAGAGAGUAACCUAGUUAUGGUUAUUAAAAAUGAAACAGUGUUUACUCAAGUUGACUCUUUCCAUGUUGCUGAGUUACAGCUAAGCAAGCAUAAAUGGCACUAUUCUGAGCUCUGAGAUGAUUCAGAUAAAGAACACUAUGUACUGGGCCAUGGCUAGUUGUGGAAAUAAGGUAUGACUCAACAGUUA
Molecule: messenger RNA, 1444 nt
Organism: Salvelinus sp. IW2-2015
Lineage: Eukaryota; Metazoa; Chordata; Actinopteri; Salmoniformes; Salmonidae
Product: homeobox protein koza-like
Biological process (GO): regulation of transcription by RNA polymerase II; cell differentiation
Cellular component (GO): nucleus
Molecular function (GO): DNA-binding transcription factor activity, RNA polymerase II-specific; RNA polymerase II cis-regulatory region sequence-specific DNA binding
Source: RefSeq, a predicted model, not a curated record